AUGGCGACACCUCUCUACUCGGCCCCGGCGAAGGGCUCUGAGAGCAUCAUUCGCUUAACUGCCAUUGGCCCCGACCGCGCUGCUGAAUCCGAACAAAGUCAGCAUGCCCAGGAGCCUGAGGAUGAGCAGUUUGACAGCCGCCGGAGAAAGGAGUCAUUGUGGAGGGAUCUGGGCGAGACUCGUAUUAAUGCAAGAUUGUUUCUGGGGAGCGGUGCCACCCUUGCUCUGGCGGGACCCUUUGGCGGAGUACUUGCCUACCUUCUUGUGGGAACGGUGAUAUCCUCUGUCGUCUCAUGCUUGGGAGAAAUGACCGCGCUGAUGCCCGUCAACGCCCCCGUCAUGGAGUUUCCUCGAAGAUUCCUUGACCGGGGUGUUGGGUUUGCUGUGGGAUGGAUGUAUUGGUAUGCACUUGCAUUCUUCUUUUUUUCCGAGGUCAACUGCUCACUACGAGCCUCUACUAGGUUCACUUUCGUUGUCAUUGCCGCCCACAAUUUGGUCACGGCCGCUCGCACAGCCAAACUUCAUUAUGAUGACGGCAAAACCUCGCUCGCCUGGGGCAGCGGGGAGGACGUCGAUGUGCACAUUUGGUUUGCAGUCUUUUUACUUGUUGUAAUACUUAUCAAUCUAUUUCCCGUCAAAUGGACUGCUAGCCCGCGCAAACUCAUAUCACGAUACGAUUGGGACUCUCCAUACGAAUCCGUCAAGUCUGUCUUUCAAGUAAAAGGUAGCGACGGAAAUGUUCAACGCCAAAUUAUCGGCUCAACGGGAAAGCUACUUGGGAUGUGGUAA
Uncinocarpus reesii 1704 is the source of this 789-nucleotide messenger RNA. RefSeq lists its product as uncharacterized. The transcript has 5 exons. Gene Ontology annotation, molecular function: amino acid transmembrane transporter activity. NCBI's taxonomy places the organism in Eukaryota, Fungi, Ascomycota, Eurotiomycetes, Onygenales, Onygenaceae. The coding region runs from base 1 to 789 and encodes 262 amino acids. Gene Ontology annotation, biological process: amino acid transmembrane transport. The record is from RefSeq and is a predicted model, not a curated record. Gene Ontology annotation, cellular component: membrane.